Molecule: messenger RNA, 404 nt
Organism: Mangifera indica (mango)
Lineage: Eukaryota; Viridiplantae; Streptophyta; Magnoliopsida; Sapindales; Anacardiaceae
Exons: 1
Coding region: 52-297 (81 amino acids)
Source: RefSeq, a predicted model, not a curated record
AUCUCCAUCUUCUUUCUGAGUUGAUUUCGUAAAGAGAAAGUCUUCUUUUCAAUGGAGGGACACAGUUCUUCUGGAACAUCGUGGGCUGAUCAGUGGGACAACGGCCCGGACCCCGAUGCCGUUGAGGGAAAAAAGAAGAGCAACGGCACGGGAGGCAAGUAUAAACAGAAGGUUGAAGAGGGUUUUGAUAAGACAAAAGCGGUGGCUUCAACUGGGUUGAAGAAAGUGAAGGAAGGGACGUCUGUUGGGUUUCAGUGGAUCAAAGACAAGUAUCAGAAGACGACCCAGAAACAUUAGUAGGAUUGUGGUAUUACCAUAUCUGUUAAUUGUUAUUUCCUUUUCUCUUCGAUUGACUUGAUUUAUCUUUUGUUUAUUUAUAGAAUAUGGAGUUUCCUUAUUUUUUC